AUGGCUCGCAGCUACCUAGCGUGGCUGGCCACCGAGGCCAGGGAAACGAAACACCCGUAUUCGGGACGAAAACAGAAGGAGGGUUACGCUCGAGUAAGCAUAAUCCGGAAACUGACCGCCCUCCGCUGUUUCUACCAGUUUCUAGUGCAGCAGGGCUUGUUCAAGCACAGCCCGGUGCCUUCGGGACGCAGUCUCCAAGUCAAAAUGGAGAAACCUCUCCCCUCUUUUAUUGGCAAGCAGGAAGCGGUAAGGCUGCUCGAAACUCCGGACGAGGAAACCCUUUUCGGUAUUCGGGACCGUGCUAUUCUUGAGGUGCUUUACUCCUGCGGUGUCCGCUUGGCCGAGAUUGAAGGAAUGGACUUGCCGGAUCUCAAAUUAGCCCAAAGGCAGAUACUGGUGGAAGGCAAAGGUUCCAAGGAGCGGUGGGUGCUUUACGGUCAGCCCACUUCUGACGCGUUGCAAAAAUAUAUGGGAGAAGUCAGGCCGCAACUCAUGGACGGACCCAGCGAGGCGCUCUUUCUCAACCGUUACGGCAAGCGCCUCUCCCGCCGCAGCAUCGAAAAGCUGGUGAAGGGGUAUGCGGCCCGAGCGGGCCUUCGCGACGGCGUCCACACCCACACUCUGCGCCAUACCUUUGCCAGCCACAUGCUGGAGGGUGAGGCCGACCUGCGGGUAAUCCAGGAACUGCUGGGCCACUCCAGCCCCACCACGACCCAAAUUUACACCCACAUAACCAAGCAGGAAGCGAAGAACGCCUACCUCAGUUUCCACCCCCGGGCCGGCAAGGAGUAG
Messenger RNA from Geodia barretti, 792 nucleotides. Lineage: Eukaryota; Metazoa; Porifera; Demospongiae; Tetractinellida; Geodiidae. The record is from the annotation of a GenBank genome assembly.